Messenger RNA from Asterias rubens (European starfish), 1700 nucleotides. RefSeq names its product alpha-(1,3)-fucosyltransferase 6-like. Gene Ontology annotation, cellular component: membrane. The record is from RefSeq and is a predicted model, not a curated record. Lineage: Eukaryota; Metazoa; Echinodermata; Asteroidea; Forcipulatida; Asteriidae. The coding region runs from base 151 to 1551 and encodes 466 amino acids. The transcript is spliced from 2 exons. Gene Ontology annotation, molecular function: alpha-(1->3)-fucosyltransferase activity.
UUACAUCUUCUGUGACACCUUUAAUCCAUAACGUAUUUAUAUAGGACUUUUGGGAAGGCCGUUGUGUGUGAGCGGUCUUCACUGCAGUACUGAAGUUGUUAUCUUUCAACGCUGUGGAGACUCUGAGGUCGAGUUGGUUCCACAAGAGAGAUGGGGUGUUUUAGAAAGAUAAUACCGAGGCGGAAAAUGGCGGUGGUUCUUGGCGUGAUUGCCGGCUCUCUCCUGUGGCUCAUGACGAAUCACAUCGAGGGAAAUCCAGAUUUGGAGCUCGACAGCGUCGACAAGGCAACUCUCUUGCAAGGCAGAAGCCGAGUCGUACCGUUUCCAAACGCCGAAGGACCCGUGCCGGCUCCGAACGCCGGAGGAGGACUCGUAUCGGCUCCGGGCGCUGGAGCACCCGUCAAACGAGUCCUGAUCUUCGGCGACAAAGAGGGAACGGAAGAGUGGUUUGAACUCAAUGACAUCUUAUCUGUGUUUCGACAAAACAGUCAGGGUCUUUGGGUUGGCCGUUUUGAUUGUCCAAAACACGGCACCACCAUCGAGUAUACAUUGACUAGUGAUGUAAAACAAUUUGAAGGCAAGGACGCGAUCAUAUUCGGGAUGCUUCCGAAGAUUUUCAGCUUGCAUGGUGCUGCUUUGGUACAACUUCAACCGAAAAAAAACCAAACAUGGCUUUACUACAGUACCGAAACUCCGUACAGAGUGGGUUCUUGGACUGGCUCUCUGGUCAUGGAAAAGCUCAAAUAUCACGUCAUGAUGACGUAUAGACGGGAUUCUGAAAUUCCAAUUCCAUUCGGUUACUACAGAGAAGGCGUACCAGCUGCAAAUCAUGGAAAAGCAGUACUUGAUCUGACGCAAAAGAAGGAUCUGAUUGUUUGGAUCGCCAGCAACUGUGCCCAAGUGACAUGGCCAAGGUUUCCAUUCAUGGAGCAGCUAAGAGAACUUUUACCUGUUCGUGCUUACGGACAUUGUGGCAAUCUCACUUGCCUUCCAAUGCGAUCCCACCGCUGCAACCAAUUAUUCAAGAGCUUCAAGUUCCACCUUGCGCUAGCUAACAGCGAAUGCCGGGAGUACAUCACAGAGAAGUUCUGGACAAAUUCUCUCAUGUACGACGUCGUGCCAGUAGUCUACGGCGCACCCAAAGCAGAUUUCGAGAAACUAGCCCCACCAAAUUCCUUCAUUCACGUCAGUGACUUUUCCACUCUGGAAGACCUUGCAGACUACAUCAAACUUCUGGACCAAAACGACGAUAUGUAUCUGAAGUAUUUUGAGUGGAAGACAAAGGGUGCGGUGACCCCAUAUUUUCCAGUUACUCUACCGACACUUUGCAACAUUGUACCCCAUCUUUUUAACGGGACCACGCAGUCCAUUAAAACAAUCAAGAAUUCGCCUUGGUAUAACAACUGCAGAGAGACUCGACCAAACCCACAUAUUCCUUACAAAACAUUUGUAAAAGAAAUACAAAUCAAGAAGUACCCUUCAUGGAAACCAUGGAAAUUAGACGUUUUUAAACCAAAUAUUUCAUCUGAAGUGCUCAGUCGUGCACCCUGAGUUUCAAAAACUGAUCAACAAUGUAUUAUAUCCGAUGUGUUUUUAGUGACCAUGGCUUUUUUUGUUUUACUGUUUUGCUUAAACUACUGAGGCACAAGACAAGUUUGGUAAAAUUGUCAAAGACCAUUAUUCUAACUUGGUGUAUCUCA